Messenger RNA from Hydractinia symbiolongicarpus, 3101 nucleotides. Its product is annotated as katanin p80 WD40 repeat-containing subunit B1-like. Lineage: Eukaryota; Metazoa; Cnidaria; Hydrozoa; Anthoathecata; Hydractiniidae. Bases 126 to 2321 code for a protein of 731 amino acids. Gene Ontology annotation, biological process: microtubule depolymerization; microtubule severing. Gene Ontology annotation, molecular function: microtubule binding. Gene Ontology annotation, cellular component: katanin complex. The transcript has 24 exons. The record is from RefSeq and is a predicted model, not a curated record.
GAAUAUUUUGUUAACAUUUUAUUUUACUUCACAUUUGCAGCAAAAAAAGUUGACAAAACAAUGGAAAAUAUAUAAAUCCAAUUCAGAAAUACUAUGUAAUCGUGGAGGUACUUCCGCUGAUCAGUAUGGCUGCGACAAAAAGAUCCUGGAAACUACAGGAAUUUGUUGCACACAGUGAUAAUGUAACAUGCCUUGCCAUUGGGCCAACGUCUGGCCGAGUUAUGGUCACUGGUGGAGAGGACAAGAAAGUAAAUAUGUGGGCUAUUGGGAAACCUAAUGUAAUCUUAAGUUUAUCUGGUCACACUACGUCUGUUGAAUGUGUUCAGUUUAAUGGAAGUGAAGAGUUGGUUUGUGCGGGAUCACAAUCUGGAACUCUAAAAAUUUGGGACUUAGAAGCUGCUAAAGUUGUGCGUACAUUAACUGGGCACAAGGCCAACAUUAAGAGUAUAGAUUUUCAUCCAUAUGGAGAGUUUAUUGCAUCUGGGUCAUUGGAUACUACCGUUCGGCUGUGGGAUGUUCGUAGAAAAGGAUGUAUUGUUAGUUAUAAGGGUCACACAAAUGCAGUAAAUCAUUUAAGGUUUAGUCCUGAUGGCAGAUGGGUGAUAUCUGCAGGGGAAGACGGGCUUGUGAAGCUUUGGGACUUGAAUGCUGGUAAGCUUCUGGCUGACUUCAUAUUACAUACUGGGCCAGUGAACAAUGUUGAGUUUCAUCCUCGGGAGUUUCUUGUUGCAACUGGCUCAUCUGAUAGAACUGUCAAGUUUUGGGACUUAGAGACGUUUGGAUUAAUCUCUUCGACAGAUGUUGAAGCUAGUGCUGUGAGGACUGUAACCUUCCAUCCAGAAGGUUUAUGUUUGUUCAGUGGUGGCCACGAUUCACUAAGGUCCUAUUCGUGGGAACCAAGUUACUGCUACGAUGCUCAAACACUAGGCUGGGGAAAUGUGUCAGACAUGGCUUUUUCUUCAAAUCAGUUGAUUGGUGCUUCCUAUCAAGCUACAAAUGUUUCAGUUUGGGUUGCUUCGAUGGAUGGUUUAGAAGAAGUGAUAGAAAAGGCUGACAACGAUUCUUACAUAGGAGCAGUUGAAGUGAAUCAUUCUGUUCAACCAUCAGAACAACCUUCGUAUAAAAAGCAAAGUCCUUCAAGGAAAUCUUUCACAAGACCCAAAACUUCAUCUUCGAAACCAAAGAAGUCAGGAAAAGAAGAUGAAGGUCUGUCGCAAUUCAAUAAAGCAGUGGAAGAGAAAUUGAAAGACCCAACCGUCAACUAUGAAAACGUGUUUCAACCGAAAUCUGCACUGAAUCGUUCUCCGUCAGCGCAAAGAAAGAAUCCUGAACCUUUCUCAGUUCCAAAAGAUGAAGAAAGACAAGGUCCAAAUCUUCGGCCCCCAACUCAACCUAACUCAGCUCCACCCAGCAGACCAAGUGUUGAACAUAUCCCUCCUCCUGUUGCAAAACCGGUUCCAGAACCAGUCCCUGUGGCAGCACCUGUUUAUAAACCACCUCCAGUCGAGCAGGAACCAUUCCAAGCACCACAACAACCAGCCGCCAGCCAAGCUUUCCCUGUACAGUAUCAACAACCGUCACGAGCGGGAACGCCGUCAUCACGAGGCUCUCAACCCGCAUCGUCGCGCAGUUCGCAACCCAUGCAGUCGCGACCACCCCAACAGUCACGUCAACAAUCUCGUCAACCAGUACAAAGACAUGCACCGUCUGAACCAGAAAUCAAUGACGGAAUGAGAGGGAUGAAUUUGAAUGACUUUUCUAAGGUGAAAGACAAUAAUCGUGCCCAGACUCCUAACGAUGAAGAAAGCACGCUAACUAUACUAGAGAGAAGUCACAGUUCAAUAUGUCAAAUUAUGGAAGCUAGACUGCAAAACUUAUCUCUUGUUAGUAGACUGUGGACUGAAGGAGACAUCAAGGCUGCUGUGGAAACUGCUAGCUCGAUGUCAGAUCAGUCUGUAUUUAUCGACAUCAUGAAUGUUCUAGUUUUAAAACAAAGCCUUUGGACGCUUGAUUUAUGCGGAAGUGUUCUUUCUCAGUUGAAGUCUGUAUUCUCUAGCAAUUAUGAAAGUUACAUUGAAACUGGUAGUCAAUCGUUAAAACUAAUCCUAAAGAAUUUUUCACAACUUAUAAAAAGUACGUUGAGCACUCCACCGGGAGCUGGAGGUGUGGACUUGAGUAGAGAAGAAAGAUACAAGAAAUGCGAGAAAUGUUAUAGACACAUAAAAGACAUUCGAUUCGUUAUAAACGAUCGCACCCACACGCCCGGGCGUAUCGGCUCGCUAUGUCGAGAACUAUCUUUAGCACUUAAUAUAUUUGAUUAGAAUGCAUGAUUCUGAUUGAUUGAUUGCAUAGUCACGUGUCAUCGUCGUCAUGACAAUAAUUUGGGAUGAACUGGACCGCGAAUAUUUUGUUAUUGAUAAAUUCGAUCUAAUUUAAUAUAUACAUAUAUUCUAUUUUUAUCACAAUGUUUACAAGUUCUGUUACCAUAGUAACUUACAGUGUUGAGCAAAGUACAAUCGUUUUAUAAAGGAUGCAAAUUUUGGCUACUAAAAACAGUUUCUGAGACUUUCCUCAUUUUAAGUGUCGAAGUGUUAUACGACAUCAAAUGUGAUUAAAAGGGAAGUCUAAUUUUAAUUGGAGCUUAACUGGGCAAGCAACACGUAAAUUUUGUCUUCCCAAGUUAAAUGAUGAUUAUAGAAAAGAAAAACCUAACAAACAUGUCGUGAUACGGGAAAUGGUUUGUUAAAAACACAAAUCGUUGCGUCAUAUUAACCUAGCCUCUCAUUGAAUAUGUGUACAAAAUUUUAGUCGAUAUUUGAAGUUUUUUUCGAUAAAUUUUCUCUAGGAUAAUUUUGGGUUUUUUAAAGCAAGUUGUUUGUAACUUUCUUACCACUACGACCACUGUAAAGCUUAGACAAGGAAGGUGGUCGUUGUAAUUUUUAUUGAUUGUAAAUACAGUAAAUAAUCUCCUUCGCAGAGCCUGUAUGUGUAUAAGCUGUGCAAAGAAGAUAUUUUCGUGUAUUUAAGUUGUGUCUGCUGUUAGGAUGACACAGUUGUAUAAUGUAAAUGCUGUCUACAAAAUUCUUUAUUUAUGGAAUGAA